Paramuricea clavata is the source of this 8981-nucleotide messenger RNA. The record is from the annotation of a GenBank genome assembly. Lineage: Eukaryota; Metazoa; Cnidaria; Anthozoa; Malacalcyonacea; Plexauridae.
AUGGAGAAUAUCUUCCUUGGAAAAUGGAAGAAAUUAGAGUUGAGUUGGAAGUGUACAAAGAUGUGGAUGUGUAAGUUAAUGAACAUGAAUUGGGUGUUUUGUAAAAGCAUUUUAAUUGUUUCUGUAUUCUAAGAAUGCCAAAUAUACAUUGUGUUUUUACUUGUUUUUGUGUCGUUUACGCACACCAUUAUCAUUGCAUUAUCAUUCCAUUUAGAUGAAGAAAAAAAAGGACCUUUAUCAACAAAGGUAAAUUGUCCCAAGUGGCCUUCUCAUAUGAAGCGUCUGCACCGCAGGCUAACUUUAUAGUUCAUAUACGCAUAAUUUAAUUAUAUAUGAGCUUUUGCAGUACAGACUGCAAACGUGCUAUAGCACGAGUCAUGCCUCCAAGACCAAGAGUGGCAAUUAGGCAAGCCUGAAAAUUAACUUGACCAGCUGAAUGAAAUAUGCUUCGCGAAAUGCACAAUUUUGACGGCCACGCGGCUAGUAUUGUAAAGACUAAAGACAAAUUCCAUUGGGCAGAUUAACAGUGGGUUGCGAACAUAAUCUGUCGAAAUGACUAUCUCGGCACUGGUGAUUGGUAGUCAUUUCUUUUGAUCUCACCUGAUUGCAUUUUGUUUUCUAUUUGUUUUCAGUUGGACAAAGCACGAGAAUGCUGAACAAAGAUGAACUGGGACGCGUCAUUUUAUCAUACGAACAAGAAGCCCGGAGGGUAAGGAUGAUGAAUUCAUUAUUUAAAGCACAUUUUUUUUCUAUUGUGUACUGAGAACUUAGAUACUAUUCAUUAAAAUCCAGUCAUUAAAAUCUUAACCAAUUAAAGCUUUGACGGAAUAACGAAAGAGUACGAGUAAAAGCACAUAACUUAAUAUUAAUUGAGUUUCUUUAUUAGGUGCUAAUUCGUAUUUUUCAAUUAUUUUAGGUUUAUCGUGACGGUGGUGAAAAUGAUGGCAAUGCUGGUGACGAUGCUGAUUUUGAAUGGUGUUAUGCACUUGUCAUCUCGCGUGACCACUAAAUUUUAAAUCAUUUUAAAAACGGGCCGCAUGCAAUACUACAUAUAAUAUAGCAAAAAUAAUAGUUAGGGUAAAUGGUACUUGAAACAAAAUAAUUUUUUAGUCUUAUUUGCCGCGUUAUUUCAUUUAGAAGAAGAAAAUCUUUACCAGGUCAAGCCUGUGCGCCGGGGCGGUCUUUUGACUGCCCAACAAUUACAAGGUGUGCGGGACGGGCACAUGAUGUGCGCAGACAUGCGCAAGCAUGUGCUGCGCAUGAUAUUGCCAAACACAAUUCUUGCAGGUAACAACAUUUUUUUUAAAGUAACCAUGUGUAAACUGUCAAAUGCAUGAGAGCCAGAUAUAUUCCUGUAAAACGUAACCUAACUCAUUAAUAGGAGAUUUUUUUGUAUGUUACGUAACACGUGCUCAAAACUAAUGCGUAUAAUAUACCACUUGAGGUUACGACUACAUUCAAAAUUUUUAUUUUUCGAUACGUUUCUCAAUCGGCAAACAAACUUAAAAAGUACAUUUAGUGCUUUAUCUGUAAAAUAAUACAAAAAUUAAGAGAUUUCAGAUGAUACGCCAAUGAGAAAAUGAUGUCUGAAGUUCAGUAAGUUUUGCUUAUAUGGUUGUAAAUAUAUGGCGUCAAUUUUAAAGCAUCAUUGAUAUUUGUAUUUUAAUUGACAAUUUUUAACUAUUAUUUUAUGUUUCUCAACCGGCAGAUGCAUUUAAAAAAGUAGUUAACUCUAUAAACUAGAGAAUAAAGCUAAAACAAAGUAAUUUUGAGAGGAACGCCAAAAAGAUUUUAGGUUUUGAACACUUUUCAUUGCAAAUACGUGACAUUGAAAAACAAUUGCCUCUUAAUCGUUAAUCCUAACUUAUGAAUGCUAACACUUUAAUUCCAAAUCCUAGCUCAUGUAUGGAUACGCCCACGGAUACGCCACGCCAUUUCACGUCAUAUUCACGUCGUCUUUGACGUCCGCGUCCUCGAUCUAAAUCUGUCUAUUAUCCGCAUUUUACAACAUUUCGCAACGAAACCUUGGAGUAUUACUACUUUCGUGAUGCUGUUUCAAGCUGUAAUGAAAUAUUUGUUUAUAUAAAAAUUUUAGUUCUAAGGUGAAAGGUCCAUUCAAAUUGGUAAUUUUAACUAUUCCAUGUUUUUACAGUUUGUUUCUUUUACUUAUCUAGGGACGAACGUUGUUGAACACAACUUUAACGUCCGGCGAAUCCCCCAUUUUUGGCGGCGCGUCGGGCGUCCAGAGUAUUGGCCAGAGGAUGUGGCAUGGUAAUCGCCAUCAACAACAGCACAAAGUAUAGUUGAUACUAUUAAUAUUUUCCCAUAACAUCAUCGUUGCGCGUCUUUAUGGUCGAUUUAAGGCUCAUUUAUACGAUGCGGCUAAUCGUAGACGACUGUCAUUCUGGCGUAUGAAAAGCACUGCUGUAUGACGCGCAUGGUGUAAGUGUCGAUAUCAAUGUGAACAAUGUUGCCACAAAUUUUGAGUAAUUUAGAAGUUUCAAAGGCAACUGGAAUGGAUAACAUACUUGGGGCCGGUUGUAUAAAAAAGCGGUUGUGUAAGAAAGUAGCCAGAUAAUCAAUAUUUUCCUUGUUUUCGCAUAACAUCAGAAAUUAUUGAAUGACGAAAAUGAGUACGAGUAUAAGCAUAUCACAUAAUAUUACUAUUCAGUUUCUUUAUUAGGUGCUAAUUCGUAUCUUUCAACUAUUUUAGCUUCAUCGUGAUGGUGGUAAUGUUGGUGGUGAUGAUGGUGGUAAUGAUGGGGUGGUGAUGGGGGUGGUCAUGGUGGUGAUGAUGGUCAUGGUGGUGGUGGUGGUGGUCGUGCUGGAGGUCCUGUUCGUCGUGUUCGUCAUCUUCGUCGUUUUGUGGAUCACCUUGUCCUCGGUCGAAAUAUUGAGGAUGUUUUUGGCUGUGGGAAUCAUAUUGGUGGUGAUGGUCGUCGAAGAGAUGCUGGUGGUGGUAAUGGUGGCCGUGGCGGUAAUAAUGGUGGUGGUGGAAAUGAUGGUGGUUGUGGUUGAAGUGGCAAAGUCUGGUCGGUUUCGAUGAAAGUGAAUUCAAACAGCAAAAGACAAGCUUGACAGGCAUCACGACAGUGGAGUUGAUAUGGUGGAAAUGAUGGUGGUGGAAAUGAUGGUGGUGAAGUGGGUGGUGGUGGUGAUGGUGGAAAUUAUGGUGGUGAUGGGGGUGGUGGUCGUGCUGGAGGUCCUGUUCACCGUCAUCUUCGUCGUUUUGUGGAUCAUUAUGGCCUCGGUCGUAAUAUUGAGGAUGUUUCUGGUCGUGGUGGGAAUCGUAUUGGUGGUGAUAAUGUUGGUGAUGGUCGUCGAGGAGAUGCUAAUGAUGGUGGUGGUAAUGAUGGCGGUGGCGGUAAUAUACUUUGUGUCGUUUAGGUACACCUGUGUUAAAGACGCAAAUACAGCAUGCUGUGGAGCAAAUUGUACGAGAUUAUUUGGGAGGAAUCGAGCUGCAAGAAGAGGAACCCGGUAAAUAUAAAUGAAAGGCCAUUAUAACGCUAAACAAGCGACUCUUAAUACUUAAUUGUGUUUAGGCUUACACAAUAUUUAAUUUUACUGUAUUAUAAUUUUAUGUUAAUUGUAACACAAAGGACCAUAUCAGCUCAACCAAACAACUAAGCAGCCAAUAUAUCAUAGAUCGAACCACUUGAAAUGAUUAAAUAUCUACCUAUAUAUGGCUACAACCCUGGACCUGUUUAAAAGUUAAACCACUAUGAUCAGAAAAAUUUUGAUCUGGCAUUCUCAAUUUCAUUAAUUAACAAUUAAUGUUGCAGUUGGAGAGAGAAACAGAAUGCUCACAAAAGCGGAGUUGACGCGUAUUAUUAUAUCGUACGAAGAAGGAAGGAGGGUAAGGAUAACUAAUUCAUUAUUUAAAGCAUGUUCUCAUUCGUUUGUGUACUGAGAACUUGGAUACCUAAAUAACAGUGAAGUUAUUCAAUAAAACCCAGACAUUAAAACCUAACCAAUUAAAGCUUUCACGGAAUGACGAAAAUGAGUACGAGUAUAAGCAUAUCACUUAAUAUUACUAUUCAGUUUCUUUAUUAGGUGCUAAUUCGUAUCUUUCAACUAUUUUAGCUUCAUCGUGAUGGUGGUAAUGUCGGUGGUGAUGAUGGUGGAAAUGAUGGUGGUGAAGUGGGUGGUGGUGAUGAUGGUAGAAAUUAUGGUGGUGAUGGGGGUGGUGAUGACGGUGAUGGUGGUGAUGGGGGUGGUGGUGGUCGUGCUGAAGGUCCUGUUCACCGUCAUCUUCGUCGUUUUGUGGAUCAUUAUGGCCUCGGUCGUAAUAUUGAGGAUGUUUUUGGUCGUGGUGGGAAUCGUAUUGGUGGUGAUGUUGGUGAUGGUCGUCGAGGAGAUGCUAAUGAUGGUGGUGGUAAUAAUGGCGAUUUUAAAGUAUUAUAAUUUUAUGUUCAUUAAUUGUAACACGAAAGACCAUACUAGCUCGAUCAACCAAACAACUAAUCAGCCAAUCAUUUGAUAACGUUAAAGUGCUACAUCGUGAAUUGAAGCUGCUGGUGUUGGUCCUGUUCGUCGUGUUGGCCGUAUUCGCGAUGCUGCUGGUCUUGGUAGAGCUGUUCAGAUGACGUUUUUGGUCGUGCUCAACUAUUUCAGUUUCAUGGCGGGUGGUAGUGGGCGAUGGUGGUGCUGCUGGUGGCGGCCGCUGUGGUUGGUACGACAGUACGAGUAUAUAUUUCGAGUUAUUUCUUUUACGAUACCCCUACGGUGUUUUAAUUUUUUUAGGAUGAAUUUGAUGUGGUAUAUCACUACCACAAAAAGAGGAAUUUAGACGAAAAGAUAAGUUGAUUUAGCCUACAUGUUUUAUGGCUGGAUGGAUGUUCAUUCAAUUGGGUCUCUUGACCGGAGAGACCCGACGGUCCUGGCUUACUUAGACGGCCAUGGCAUAUUGAAAGUGGCAGGUACGGUACAUUUUAUUUUAGAACAAUAGGAAAGCGAUAAAAUUUCCACUCCGUUGCUCCAUGUCCUUAACCGGCAAGACGUAAAUGAAGUAGAAUGGCUGCAUGAUUAAACGAGAGAUAUUGCUUCGCGUAAUAUUCCGAAACGCCGUUUUUAUUGAAUAUAUUAAAUUAAUUAAACUUAGUUUCACUUGAUUGUUAACUAAAAAACAAAGAUCCGACUGCAAUUUACUUUUCCCAAUGCUUAAUACAGUUGCCAGCUGCUGCCUCUAUAUAUUAACUGAAAUUUAUGUUUUCUAUAGGUUACGGCAUUUGGGUCUCUUCACCGGAGAGACCCGAUGGUCCUAAUUUAUUUAGACGGCCAUGGCGUGUUGAAAGUGGCAGGUACGGUACAUUUUAUUUUAUUUUAGAACAAUAGGAAAGCGAUAAAAUUUCCACUCCGUUGCUCCAUGUCCUUAACCGGCAAGACGUAAUCAAGUACAAUGGCGUCAUGAUUAAACGAGAGAUAUUGCUUCGCGUAAUAUUCCGAAACGUCGUGUUUAUUGAAUAUGUUAAAUUAAUUAAGCUUAGUUUCAUUUGCUUGUAAAUUAAAAAAAAACAAAGAUCCGACUGCAAAUUACUUUCCCAAUACUUAAUACAGUUACUGCCUCUAUAUAUGAAUAGCUAAAAUUUAUGUUCUCUAAAAGGUACAUAUACCAAAAAUAAUAGGGUAAAUGGUACUUUAAAUACGUUGUUAGUCUUAUUUGCCGCAUUAUCAUUUCAUUUAGACAAAGAAAAUCUGUAUCAAGUCAGACCAAUACGCCCCGGCGGUCAUAUGACCGCCCAACAGUUAGAAGCAGUACGGGAGGGAAGAAUGAAAUGCGCAGGCAUGUGUUGCGCAUGGUAUUACCAAAUUCACUUCUUGCAGGUAACAAUAUUUUUUCAAAGUAAUCAUGUGUAAACUGCCUGAUGGAAAGGCGGUCUUAUUUGUUACAUUAUCAUUCCAUUUAGAAGAAGAAAAAAGGACCUUUAUCAACAAAAGGUAAAUUGUUCCAAGUGCAUGGACUCCUCAGAAUGCCCAAGUAGAAGAAAUUAGACUUUAUAGACUGAUGCCAAGUGCGCCCUGGCGGUCUUUUGACCGCCCAACAAAUGGAAAAUGGUACUUGAAACAAAAUAAUUUUUUAGUCUUAUUUGCCGCGUUAUUUCAUUUAGAUGAAGAAAAUCUCUACCAGGUCAAGCCUGUGCGCCCGGGCGGUCGUUUGACUGCCCAACAAUUGCAAAGUGUGCGGGACGGGCACAUGAUGUGCGCAGACAUGCUCAAGCAUGUGCUGCGCAUGAUAUUGCCAAACACAAUUCUUGCAGGUAACAACAUUUUUUUUUAAAGUAACCAUGUGUAAACUGUCAAAUGCAUGAGAGCCAGAUAUAUUCCUGUGAAACGUACCCUAACUCAUUAAUCGUUAAUCCUAACUUAUGAAUGCUAACACUUUAAUCCCAAAUCCUAGCUCAUGUAUGGAUACGCCACGCCAUUUUGACGUCAUUUUCACGUCGUCUUUGACGUCCGCGUCCUCGAUCUAAAUCUGUCUAUUAUCCGCAUUUUACAACAUUUCGCAACGAAACCUUGGAGUAUUACUACUUUCGUGAUGCUGUUUCAAGCUGUAAUGAAAUAUUUGUUUAUAUAAAAAUUUUAGUUCUAAGGUGAAAGGUCCAUUCAAAUUGGUAAUUUUAACUAUUCCAUGUUUUUACAGUUUGUUUCUUUUACUUAUCUAGGGACGAACGUUGUUGAACACAACUUUAACGUCCGGCGAAUCCCCCAUUUUUGGCGGCGCGUCGGGCGUCCAGAGUAUUGGUCAGAGGAUGUGGCAUGGUAAUCGCCAUCAACAACAGCACAAAGUAUAGUCGAUACUAUUAAUAUUUUCCCAUAACAUCAUCGUUGCGCGUCUUUAUGGUCGAUUUAAGGCUCAUUUAUACGAUGCGGCUAAUCGUAGACGACUGUCAUUCUGGCGUAUGAAAAGCACUGCUGUAUGACGCGCAUGGUGUAAGUGUCGAUAUCAAUGUGAACAAUGUUGCCACAAAUUUUGAGUAAUUUAGAAGUUUCAAAGGCAACUGGAAUGGAUAACAUACUUGGGGCCGGUUGUAUAAAAAAGCGGUUGUGUAAGAAAGUAGCCAGAUAAUCAAUAUUUUCCUUGUUUUCGCAUAACAUCAGAAAUUAUUGAAUGACGAAAAUGAGUACGAGUAUAAGCAUAUCACAUAAUAUUACUAUUCAGUUUCUUUAUUAGGUGCUAAUUCGUAUCUUUCAACUAUUUUAGCUUCAUCGUGAUGGUGGUAAUGUUGGUGGUGAUGAUGGUGGUAAUGAUGGGGUGGUGAUGGGGGUGGUGAUGGGGGUGAUGAUGGUCAUGGUGGUGGUGGUCGUGCUGGAGGUCCUGUUCGUCGAGUUCGUCGUGUUCGUCAUCUUCGUCGUUUUGUGGAUCACCUUGUCCUCGGUCGAAAUAUUGAGGAUGUUUUUGGCUGGGGGAAUCAUAUUGGUGGUGAUGGUCGUCGAAGAGAUGCUGGUGGUGGUAAUGGUGGCCGUGGCGGUAAUAAUGGUGGUGGUGGAAAUGAUGGUGGUUGUGGUUGAAGUGGCAAAGUCUGGUCGGUUUCGAUGAAAGUGAAUUCAAACAGCAAAAGACAAGCUUGACAGGCAUCACGACAGUGGAGUUGAUAUGGUGGAAAUGAUGGUGGUGGAAAUGAUGGUGGUGAAGUGGGUGGUGGUGGUGAUGGUGGAAAUUAUGGUGGUGAUGGGGGUGGUGGUCGUGCUGGAGGUCCUGUUCACCGUCAUCUUCGUCGUUUUGUGGAUCAUUAUGGCCUCGGUCGUAAUAUUGAGGAUGUUUUUGGUCGUGGUGGGAAUCGUAUUGGUGGUGAUAAUGUUGGUGAUGGUCGUCGAGGAGAUGCUAAUGAUGGUGGUGGUAAUGAUGGCGGUGGCGGUAAUAUACUUUGUGUCGUUUAGGUACACCUGUGUUAAAGACGCAAAUACAGCAUGCUGUGGAGCAAAUUGUACGAGAUUAUUUGGGAGGAAUCGAGCUGCAAGAAGAGGAACCCGGUAAAUAUAAAUGAAAGGCCAUUAUAACGCUAAACAAGCGACUCUUAAUACUUAAUUGUGUUUAGGCUUACACAAUAUUUAAUUUUACUGUAUUAUAAUUUUAUGUUAAUUGUAACACAAAGGACCAUAUCAGCUCAACCAAACAACUAAGCAGCCAAUAUAUCAUAGAUCGAACCACUUGAAAUGAUUAAAUAUCUACCUAUAUAUGGCUACAACCCUGGACCUGUUUAAAAGUUAAACCACUAUGAUCAGAAAAAUUUUGAUCUGGGAUUCUCAAUUUCAUUACUUAACAAUUAAUGUUGCAGUUAGAGAAAGAAACAGAAUGCUGACCAAAGCGGAGCUUGCACGAAUUAUUAUAUCGUACGAAGAAGAAGGAAGGAGGGUAAGGAUAACUAAUUCAUUAUUUAAAGCAUGUUCUCAUUCGUUUGUGUACUGAGAACUUGGAUAUUUAAACAACAGUGAAGUUAUUCAAUAAAACCCAGACAUUAAAACCAAACAAUUAAAGCUUUCACGGAAUGACGAAAAUCAGUACGAGUAUAAGCAUAUCACUUAAUAUUACUAUUCAGUUUCUUUAUUAGGUGCUAAUUCGUAUCUUUCAACUAUUUUAGCUUCAUCGUGAUGGUGGUAAUGUUGGUGGUGAUGAUGGUGGAAAUGAUGGUGGUGAAGUGGGUGGUGGUGAUGAUGGUGGAAAUUAUGGUGGUGAUGGGGGUGGUGAUGGCGGUGGUGGUGAUGAUGGUGGUGAUGGGGGUGGUGGUCAUGGUGGUGAUGGGGGUGGUGGUGCUGCUGGUCAUGGUGGUGGUGGUGGUGGUGGUGGUGGUGGUGGUCGUGCUGAAGGUCCUGUUCACAGUCAUCUUCGUCGUUUUGUGGAUCAUUAUGGCCUCGGUCGUAAUAUUGAGGAUGUUUUUGGUCGUGGUGGGAAUUGUAUUGGUGGUGAUAAUGUUGGUGAUGGUCGUCGAGGAGAUGCUAAUGAUGGUGGUGGUAAUGAUGGAGAUUUAAAAGUAUUAUAA